Messenger RNA from Spodoptera litura, 768 nucleotides. It is a transcript of the gene Spase25, whose product is annotated as Signal peptidase complex subunit Spase25. The record is from RefSeq and is a predicted model, not a curated record. NCBI's taxonomy places the organism in Eukaryota, Metazoa, Arthropoda, Insecta, Lepidoptera, Noctuidae. Gene Ontology annotation, cellular component: membrane; signal peptidase complex. Gene Ontology annotation, biological process: protein targeting to ER.
AUGUCAUACACGUCAAACGCGUCAAGAAAAAUAACCAAAGGGCCGAACGAAAGGAAAAGCUCGCAGAAAAGUGUUAAUUCAAUAAAAACUUAAUUUUAAGAUUAUAAUUAUAGUCCAGUUAAUAAAAUUAUAAAAUGGCUGAAACUCCAGAGACCGUGAAAAUCAAUAAGUGGGAUGGAGCUGCCGCUAAGAAUGCUAUUGAUGAUGCUAUUAGAGAGGUGCUGACAGGAGAUCUGAAAUGUAAAGAAAGUUUUGCUCUAAUUGAUGGGCGGCUGUUUCUCUGUGCAUUAGCUGUUGGAGUGGCUCUAUAUGCAUUGCUUUGGGAUUACCUGUACCCAUUCCCACAGUCAAGACUGGUCCUCAUAAUCUGUGUCUCUUCGUACUUCAUCUUAAUGGGCAUUCUCACACUCUACACAACAUUCAAGGAGAAGGGAGUCUUUGUAGUGGCCAAGGAAAAGUCUGGCAACAUUAACAGGGUCUGGGAAGCUAGCUCUUAUGUUAAGAAACAUGAUGACAAGUACAACCUGGUCCUAGUGAUGCGCGACUCCUCCGGCAAGUCCCGUGAAGCCUCCAUUACCAAGUCGUUCGCCAACUUCAUUGAUACCAACGGAACCAUCGUCCAGAACCUCGUUGUCAACGAGAUCACCAAACUUUACAACUCCCUCUCCUCUGAAAAGAAGGAGAAGUGAUCGCUCUCUCGCACAAACUAGAUAAGGUCUGACAUUAUUGUAACAUUAUUACUCGUAAUAAACAAAUGUCUUAUUUAAA